UUGAUGAGUACAGUAGGAGAUACUAUCUCAAGGUCAUGUAUGCGAUCAUCUUUGUAGUGGGGCUUGUGGGAAACGUCACCUCAAUCAUCAUCUACGUGGUCAGGUUGUGGCCAUGGAAGAGCAGCAGCAUCAUCAUGGUGAACCUUGCCUUGGCAGACCUCCUGUACGUUCUGAGUCUGCCCUUCCUGGUCCACUACUACAUCCAUGACGACUGGAUCGUGGGCGACGUCAUGUGUUGCAUUGUCUGCUUUAGCUUCCACUUCAACCUGUACGGCAGCAUCCUCUUCCUCACCUGCCUGAGUGAGUUCCGCUAUGUGGUGGUGGUCCACCCACUGAGGGCAGCAUUGGUACAGAGGAAGAGCUGGGGUGUCAUCGCCUGUGUGGUUCAUAUCUGUGUUGAAGCUUACACCCAUGGUCUACAUGAUCACUGUGGAGAAGACUGAGAACAAUAUGACAUCGUUUAUUUAGAACACAUUCUUAUUUAUAAUGACGGUCAUGUCUGGAUUUUGACCCAGAAGAGGUGUGGGUUUAUGGCUGGCUACUCACAGUCCUGGGCUACCUACUCCCCCUAGUGGUGGUGUGCCUGAGCUACACACGUGUUGCAUGUGAGCUGGCCGGUGGGCCCCACCAAGGCCGUCAAAGCCGGGUAAGUGCCCACAGGCUGGCUGUGCUGAUCCUGGUUGUGUUUUUUAUGUUCUUCAACCCCUUCCCCGUCCUCCGUGCCCUGCGGGUGUAUACCUGGACGGAAGCCCAAAGACUGGUGCCCUGUAUACUGCUGAGGGGGGUCGUGGUAUAUGGCAAAUAUGCCACGGCUAAGGGCUGUUCUUAUGCGCGACGCAAAGUGGAGUUCCUGGGUACAGCCCUUAGCCGUGGUAUAUUGUCAAUAUACCACAAACACCAGAGGAGCCUUAUUGCUAUUAUAAACUGGUUUAGGGCAGUAAAAUAAAUGUUUUUUCAUACCCAUGAUAUAUGGUCUGAUAUACCAUGGCAUUCAGCUAAUCAGCAUUCAGGGCUCGAACCACACAGUUUAUAAUGCAGUUUAUACCAUCUCCAGGGCUCAACACCUUCUUCAACCUGACUCUGUACACACUGGCUGGAGACAGGUUCCACCAGGCAGUCCUUGGCCUCUACCGCUGGAGACCCCAGUUUCUCAAGACCAAGAGGCCCAUCGUGGCGGCAGUGAUCGGCCAAGCAGGCAACAACAGCAUUUCACAGGCUAACCUGCUAAAGAGC
This is a messenger RNA of Coregonus sp. 'balchen', 1233 nucleotides long. NCBI's taxonomy places the organism in Eukaryota, Metazoa, Chordata, Actinopteri, Salmoniformes, Salmonidae. The record is from the annotation of a GenBank genome assembly.